Molecule: messenger RNA, 1652 nt
Organism: Zea mays
Lineage: Eukaryota; Viridiplantae; Streptophyta; Magnoliopsida; Poales; Poaceae
Product: nucleic acid binding f
Exons: 3
Coding region: 175-1134 (319 amino acids)
Molecular function (GO): metal ion binding; mRNA binding
Source: RefSeq, a predicted model, not a curated record
AUUCAUCAACGCAGCGCGGCGCCUACCGCUCAAACUCCCUAUGCUUCCUCCCCCUCUCUAGCGGAGCUGCAGGAGCACCACCCCUCCAAGUCGGCGUCUAGAAUCCAGUGGACGUUCAAGUACGGGAAGCUAGUCUAAGAGGGGCAGGUCUCAGGUGGUUUGCGCGGGGGCGCCAUGGAAGUUGUGCUCGCUCCGGCCCAGCACGACGGCCUGCACGCGGCGUUUGGGCCCAAUCCCUUCGACAUCGGCGUUGGCGGAGAUGGGCGGUUCUCCUCGAGCCUCUCCUCGCUCGGCGGCGAUCGCUUCUGCGGCUACUCCACCACCGCCUCCCUCUUCGUCAAUAGCCCCGGGCUGUCCUCGCCGUCGCCGCGCGCCGACUCGCUGUCCCGCGGUUCCUCCGACUCUGGAUCCGUCGUCGACGACGGGGACGAUGCGGCGGCCACCGCCGCCAGCGUCGCGGAGCGUCGACUCCGCCUCGCGCGCCUCGCGCUCCAGUACCAGGAGGUGGUCAACCGCUUCGAGCUCUGCCUCUCGUACCUCGCCGACGCCAUCAACGAGGCGGCCGCGCUCCGCCAGGAGAACGAUGAGCUCCGCGUCGCCAACGAGUACCUCGCCCGCCGCAUCAACGUGGUCGGCGGCAGGCUCGCCGACGAGUUCAGCGGUCUCCGCCUCGCCGAGGAGCACACCACGCCACCUCCUCUGUCACCGCUGCCCGCCGCGCCGGUGAUGCCGAAGAGCAUCUCCGUUCGCUCGCCCGGCUAUCUCAAGAUGGUCCAGAACGGCAAGCAUCGGGCGUCCAAGCCAACGAAGGGCUCGCAGCGCGUGUUAGUGGGCAUGGAAGGCGGAGUGAAGGAGGAGGAGAAGCUCAACGGCGGGCUGCAGUUCGAGGUGUACAACCAGGGCAUGCUGAAGACAGAGCUCUGCAACAAGUGGGAGGAGACCGGCACGUGCCCGUACGGUAAUCAGUGCCAGUUCGCGCACGGCAUCGCCGAGCUCCGCCCUGUUAUCCGCCAUCCGCGCUACAAGACCGAGGUCUGCCGCAUGGUUCUCGCUGGCGUUGUCUGCCCCUAUGGCCACCGCUGCCACUUCCGCCACUCCAUCACCCCUGCCGAUCUCUUCCUCCCGCGCCCUUGAAGAUGUCAGUCCACCACCCACUGCCACUCUCUCGUCCGCUUCCACCCUCUCCAGCUCUACUUCAUUGUGCGGUUAUACCAUCGUCAGUCUUCAGAACCCAAAAAAUGUCUGAUUAGUUGUGAUUCAGAAAAUGAUAGCCGUAAAUAAGCUAUAGAUAGAUACACGAGAUAGAAAACAAAAAUUGUUCUACGUAAUUAGCACACAGGCAAGAUGUGAAUAUGUAGUUCUAGACACCCAAGGUAUUCAUAUGGGGUUGAUCAGGGCAAUCAAACUCAAAUAUGAGUUAUGUUGGGAUUAUUGUAUUCGUCGUAUCGUUUAUAUACACAGUUUAGGUUAUGAUGUUCUGCCUAGUUACAUUUUUGGGCAAAUUGGAUGACAAACUGGUGAGUUCAUGUAAGUAAACUAAGGCUGUUAUCUGAAUAUCUCUGAUGUGUUGAACACUUGGCAAAAACAAGCACCUUCUCCGUUGUAUUGUUUCGGAACAAUUGAAGCAAUGAAUUAUGGAGGUGUUUAGUUGA